Molecule: messenger RNA, 648 nt
Organism: Aegilops tauschii subsp. strangulata
Lineage: Eukaryota; Viridiplantae; Streptophyta; Magnoliopsida; Poales; Poaceae
Source: RefSeq, a predicted model, not a curated record
AUGGGUGUUAAAAUGAACAUGCAUGUCCGGGUCAAGUUAAAAGCGCCCAACGCGCCGAGCGACCCCAAAAUGUCCGCCUCGUCCUCGCGCCUCAACCGCCCGCGAGCUUGCGCUCUCGCUCCGCCGGUGCAGCCGCCGCUGCCGAGCUCGCCCGCUCCGCCCCGCACCUGCCCGUGCCCCCGCCGAGGCUUGCCAACCGCCGCGCGCACGCGCUGCUCCACGCCCCGCACCAGCCCGCACCGUCGCCGCGGCCUGCAGGCCGGCGUGCGCCGCGCCCGCCGCGCCACGCCCGCCCGCGCUCUGCGCCCCUUCGCGCCACGCCACUCCCAGGCGCGCCCGGCGGCCCGCGCCACGCCCCCACGGCCUGCGCCCCGCGCCCGAAUGUGCCCCGCGCGCCCCGCGACGCACUGCUCCGCGCCCGCCGGCGCCAGCCUGCGCCCACCCGCGCCGCGCUGCUCCCGCCACGCGCACCGCCACGCGCCCUGCUGCGCCCGUGCACUGCCGCCUGCGCCCCGGGCGCCAGGCACAGCACGCCGGCUCCGCCGCGAGCCACGGGUGGAGCCCCGCGACCUGCGCGUGCUCGGGAGGCUGGUGCUGGUGCUUGUUGGUCCGCCGGCGGGGAGGAGCACCGGCUCGGCCGUGCUUUGA